Molecule: messenger RNA, 834 nt
Organism: Setaria italica (foxtail millet)
Lineage: Eukaryota; Viridiplantae; Streptophyta; Magnoliopsida; Poales; Poaceae
Product: protein BOLA4, chloroplastic/mitochondrial
Exons: 3
Coding region: 62-556 (164 amino acids)
Source: RefSeq, a predicted model, not a curated record
CGUAAAGAAUUCCCCUUCCUGACCUCUCACUUCGCAGUCAGACGGCAUUACGGCAAGACCGAUGCUGCCGAUGAGGUCCGCCGCCGCCGUGCCGUGCUCGCUGGCAGCGCUGCUGCUCCGCGGCCUCUCCUCCUACUCGUCCUCUUCUGUCUAUUCCGUCCGCCGCCACGCCUCCUCUGCCCUAUCCUCUCAGCCCUCCGCCUCCUACCCCAGCACCUGCCCCCCUUGCCCCCUCUCCGUCCCCCGCAGGACCAGGGAAUUCACGGCCUGGGCCUCGGCGCCGGGUCCGGCGGGGCCCGCCGAAUCCCCCGCCACGAAGGCGCUAGAGGCCAAGAUCAAGGAGCAGCUGGAGGCCGACGCAGUUACGGUCGUCGACGCCUCCGGGGACGGUCGCCAUGUCUGCAUAGAUGUGGUUUCCAAAGCAUUCGAGGGAAAAUCUGCAGUAAAUAGGCAGAGAAUGGUUUACAAGGCUAUAUGGGAGGAGCUUCAGAGCACCGUGCAUGCCGUGGACCAAAUGACUACCAAGACGCCAGAUGAAGCUGCUGCAAACAAGUAAUUCAAUAUCAUAAAUGUGGAGACAGUUAAGCUCUCUUUUGAAGGUCAGGCCGUUGCCUUGACCAUGGUUCUGUUUUUUCUGAUACUAUUAAUGUACACGUCAAAUGAAUUGUCAAUAAUUCGCAUGAUUAGCAUUCCUUCAAAAAGAAAUUUAUGUAAUUUGAUGUGCAUUCACCUUUUUCCGGCGCGGGUGGCCUGUAAGGAAAACAUUUCAAAUUACUCUCUCCAACUAUCAAUGGAACCCUAAACUAUAAAAUUGUUUAUUUAACCUUUUUAAUA